Messenger RNA from Phragmites australis (common reed), 930 nucleotides. RefSeq lists its product as uncharacterized. The transcript is spliced from 2 exons. NCBI's taxonomy places the organism in Eukaryota, Viridiplantae, Streptophyta, Magnoliopsida, Poales, Poaceae. The record is from RefSeq and is a predicted model, not a curated record. Bases 396 to 764 code for a protein of 122 amino acids.
CACUACUAACAAUCGUGCAGACCUUAGUUCCAUGGUAAUACUAGUCAACCCCUCCCCUCUUUCUGGAAACCUUAUUUUCCAAUUGCAACGUGCAAGAAUUCUGCUCCUAUUUCUAGUCGCGGUGCUACGUUAUUCAACGUCGUGAUGCAUGCAGCCUUUUGGAUUCUGCUGAGCGAGCGAGAAUUUUCUCGUCCACAAAAUUUCCUUGUGUUAGGCGAGAACAGACAGACAACACAUGUGAAAUGUCGUGGUAAUAGUUUAGUACUCGUUCUUCGUACGUUCAAGAUGCAACAAUGGCAAGUAAACUCGCUAAUCGUCUGCAGUUAAACUGACUGACGCGCCGCGUGCAGGACAGUGAGAACGCGCGGCUGGAGCGAGUCCUGGGGGCAGCGGCCAUGGCGAACGACACGGUGAUCCUGACGACGCUGAACUCGGCGUGGUCGGAGCCCGGCUCGGUGCUGGACGUCUUCCUCGAGAGCUUCCGGAUCGGCGAGAGCACCAGGGAGCUCCUGGACCACCUCGUCAUCGUGUCGCUGGACAUGACGGCGCACGCGCGCUGCAAGCGGGCACACCGGCACUGUUUCGCGCUCGUCACGGACGGCGUGGACUUCUCGGGGCAGAAGAACUUCAUGACCGACGGGUACCUCAAGAUGAUGUGGAGGAGGAUCGAUUUCCUCAGGCAAGUUCUUGAGAAAGGCUACAGCUUCAUUUUCACGGUACCACGGAACUGCAGUCUUAAGAAACUAGAGCAGACAAGUGAUUAGUUCAGGACAUGGAGGAUGUAAGAAAAUGUGGGAAGCGUAUAUGUUCCUUUUUGUACCGUAUGUAAGAAAAUGUGAAAAUGCCGGCUGCCCUUGUGAAUCAUUCGCACAUUCUAACUCCUUAGUAACUUCAGGAAAUAUACAAAAGCUGUUGACUGAUGUCUUUCCA